CGUCCUCCUCCAGGCGCCUGCCCGCCCCUUUGGCCCUGGUGGUAGGAAAUACUCCUGUAUUUAACUCGACGUGUCCGGAAAGCUCUGGCCAGUUUCCCUUUCGUUCUGUGGCCGCUGUUGCCACCCGCGCGGCACCCUCAGACUCGCGGGCGCAGCUGCCACGGCUGAGGCACCUGGGGGUGGGGACCGAGCGGCGCGGCUGCCCGAGCACCAUGCUGGACCCUUCUUCCAGCGAAGAGGAGUCGGACGAGGGGCUUGAAGAAGAGACCCGCGAUGUGUUGGUGGCGGCAGGCGGAUCCCAGCGAGCGCCGCCGGCCCCGGCUCGGGAAGGGCGGCGGGACGCGCCGGGGCGCGCGGGCAGCGGCGCGGCCAGACCCAGGAGCCCGAGCCCCUCGGUUGUCAGUGAGGGGCGAGAAGAGCCCGAGCGGCAGUUGGACGAGGAGCAAGAUCGGAGGAUCCGCCUGCAGCUCUACGUCUUCGUCGUGAGAUGCAUCGCUUACCCGUUCAAUGCCAAACAGCCCACAGACAUGGCCCGGAGGCAACAGAAGCUUAACAAACAACAGUUGCAGUUACUGAAAGAACGGUUCCAGGCCUUCCUCAAUGGGGAAACCCAGAUAGUAGCUGAUGAAGCAUUUUGUAAUGCUGUUCGGAGUUACUAUGAGGUUUUUUUGAAGAGUGAUCGAGUGGCCAGAAUGGUUCAGAGUGGAGGAUGUUCUGCUAAUGACUUCAGAGAAGUGUUUAAGAAGAACAUAGAAAAACGUGUGCGAAGCCUGCCAGAAAUUGAUGGCUUAAGCAAAGAGACAGUGCUGAGCUCAUGGAUAGCCAAAUAUGAUGCCAUUUACAGGGGUGAAGAGGACUUGUGCAAACAGCCAAAUAGAAUGACCCUAAGUGCAGUGUCUGAACUUAUUCUGAGCAAGGAACAGCUCUAUGAAAUGUUUCAGCAGAUUCUGGGUAUUAAAAAACUAGAACACCAGCUCCUUUAUAAUGCAUGUCAGCUGGAUAAUGCAGAUGAACAAGCAGCCCAGAUCAGGAGAGAACUUGAUGGUCGGUUGCAAUUGGCAGAGAAAAUGGCAAAGGAAAGAAAUUUCCCCAAAUUUAUAGCAAAAGAAAUGGAGAAUAUGUAUAUAGAAGAGUUGCGGUCUUCAGUGAACUUGCUAAUGGCCAAUUUGGAAAGCCUUCCAGUUUCUAAAGGUGGUCCAGAAUUUAAACUGCAAAAGCUAAAACGUUCACAGAAUUCGGCAUUUUUGGACAUAGGAGACGAGAGUGAGAUUCAGCUCUCCAAGUCUGACGUGGUGCUGUCAUUCACCUUGGAGAUUGUCAUAAUGGAAGUGCAAGGUUUGAAGUCAGUUGCUCCCAACCGAAUUGUUUACUGCACAAUGGAAGUGGAAGGAGGAGAAAAACUGCAGACAGACCAGGCAGAAGCCUCCAGACCACAAUGGGGAACCCAAGGCGACUUCACCACUACCCAUCCUCGGCCUGUGGUCAAAAUAAAGCUCUUCACAGAAAGCACUGGAGUCCUGGCCCUUGAAGAUAAAGAACUGGGAAGGGUGAUAUUAUAUCCAACUUCUAAUAGCUCCAAGUCAGCCGAUUUGCAUCGAAUGAUAGUUCCAAAAAAUAGCCAGGAUUCUGACUUAAAAAUCAAGUUGGCAGUGCGAAUGGAUAAACCACCACAUAUGAAACAUAGUGGAUAUCUGUAUGCCCUUGGACAGAAGGUUUGGAAAAGAUGGAAAAAACGUUACUUUGUUCUUGUUCAGGUUAGCCAGUACACCUUUGCUAUGUGCAGUUACAGAGAAAAAAAGUCUGAACCACAAGAAUUAAUGCAGCUUGAAGGAUACACUGUGGAUUAUACAGAUCCCCACCCAGGCCUUCAGGGUGGUCAGAUGUUCUUUAAUGCUGUUAAAGAAGGAGACACUGUUAUAUUUGCCAGUGAUGAUGAACAGGAUAGAAUACUGUGGGUUCAAGCCAUGUACAGGGCCACAGGUCAAUCAUAUAAACCCGUUCCCGCAAUUCAAACCCAGAAGCUGAAUCCUAAAGGAGGAACUCUUCAAGCAGAUGCUCAGCUUUAUGCAGACCGUUUUCAGAAACAUGGUAUGGAUGAGUUUAUUUCUGCAAAUCCUUGCAAGCUUGAUCACGCCUUCCUUUUUAGAAUACUCCAGAGGCAGACUUUAGAUCACAGACUGAAUGAUUCCUAUUCUUGUUUGGGUUGGUUUAGCCCUGGCCAAGUCUUUGUGUUAGAUGAGUACUGUGCUCGUUAUGGGGUGAGAGGCUGUCACAGGCAUCUCUGCUACCUUACGGAACUGAUGGAACAUUCAGAAAACGGUGCUGUCAUUGACCCAACCCUGCUCCAUUACAGCUUUGCAUUCUGCGCCUCUCAUGUGCACGGCAACAGGCCUGAUGGAAUCGGAACAGUUUCAGUGGAAGAAAAAGAGAAAUUUGAGGAGAUAAAAGAGAGACUGUCUUUCCUUUUAGAAAAUCAGAUAAGCCAUUUCAGAUACUGCUUUCCCUUUGGACGGCCUGAAGGUGCUCUAAAAGCUACGCUUUCCUUACUCGAAAGGGUUUUAAUGAAAGAUAUUGCAACUCCUGUACCAGCAGAAGAGGUGAAAAAAGUGGUCAGAAAAUGUCUGGAGAAAGCUGCCUUGAUCAAUUACACUAGACUCACAGAAUAUGCCAAAAUAGAAGAGACCAUGAGCCAGGCAACUCCUGCUAGAAAGCUGGAAGAAGUUCUUCAUCUAGCAGAGCUCUGCAUAGAAGUCUUACAGCAAAAUGAAGAGCAUCAUGCAGAGGCAUUUGCCUGGUGGCCGGAUUUACUGGCAGAGCAUGCAGAGAAGUUUUGGGCUUUAUUCACAGUGGAUAUGGAUACCGCACUGGAGGCUCAGCCACAAGACUCCUGGGAUAGUUUUCCUCUUUUCCAGCUGCUUAAUAAUUUCCUCAGAAAUGACACACUUUUAUGUAAUGGAAAGUUUCACAAACACUUGCAAGAAAUCUUUGUGCCCUUGGUGGUUCGCUACGUGGAUCUCAUGGAGUCCUCCAUCGCCCAGUCAAUUCAUAGAGGUUUUGAGCAAGAGACAUGGCAGCCUGUCAAGAAUAUCGCCAACAGUCUUCCCAAUGUAGCUCUUCCAAAAGUUCCAAGUCUGCCUCUUAAUCUUCCACAGAUUCCUAGCCUUUCUACUCCCACAUGGAUGGCUUCUUUAUCUGAGUCCACCAAUGGCUCAGCAACAUCUGAAGACCUUUUUUGGAAACUUGAUGCACUGCAAAUGUUCGUCUUUGAUCUACACUGGCCAGAACAAGAAUUUGCCCACCACUUAGAGCAAAGACUCAAACUAAUGGCCAGUGAUAUGAUAGAAGCCUGUGUCAAAAGAACAAGAACUGCAUUUGAACUCAAGCUGCAAAAGGCAAACAAAACCACUGACUUGCGCAUUCCAGCUUCUGUGUGUACAAUGUUUAACGUGUUAGUUGAUGCCAAAAAGCAAAGCACCAAACUCUGUGCCCUGGAUGCAGGACAAGAGUGUUGUAGUCAAUGGCAACAGUACCAUUCAAAAAUAGAUGAUUUGAUUGACAACACUGUAAAAGAAAUUAUUUCACUGCUAGUUUCAAAGUUUGUUGCAGUGUUGGAAGGGGUGUUGUCGAAGCUGUCAAGAUAUGACGAAGGCACUUUCUUUUCAUCCAUUCUGUCAUUCACCGUGAAAGCAGCUGCAAAAUAUGUUGAUGUUCCAAAACCAGGGAUGGACCUGGCAGACACCUACAUUAUGUUUGUUCGGCAAAAUCAGGACAUCCUUCGAGAAAAGGUCAAUGAAGAAAUGUAUAUAGAAAAGCUGUUCGAUCAAUGGUACAGCAAUUCCAUGAAGGUCAUCUGUGUGUGGUUGACUGACAGAUUAGACCUUCAGCUUCAUAUCUACCAACUGAAGACACUCAUCAAGAUUGUGAAGAAAACCUACAGGGACUUCCGGUUGCAGGGUGUGUUGGAAGGCACACUGAACAGUAAGACCUAUGACACUGUGCACAGACGGUUAACAGUAGAGGAGACCACAGCCUCGGUGUCAGAAGGAGGAGGACUCCAGGGCAUCACCAUGAAAGACAGUGAUGAAGAGGAAGAGGCCUGAGAGCCUGCAGCUUUAGAGAAGGAAGACCUCGACAUUGGUUAUUUUGUACCUUGUCCUUAUAAUUUCAUUGUGUAUCCAAAUAAAAAUGCUUGUGUUUUAGUCCACAUGUUAAAAAGUAAGCCUGGAAGCAGAAAGAAAGGGGAAAAUGCCAAUUUUUGGUUGUUUGUUUUUAAGAACACUUUUUGUUUCGUGCAGCCUGACCUAAAAUGAAGUUUGGCUCUGUGAUUGGGACGUGAACUAUUUUUUAAGAGUUGACUUUUUCUGUAAUCCCAUCAAAGCAGUGUCUUGUGUGUGAAGUAUGUUUCUCAUAAUGCAAUAUUGUGAGAAGUCACUUCUGGUCACUCUACCAGUUCUACUGUGCCCUUUUUAAAGUUGCGUGUACAAGCUCUGGUUUGUAGUUAAUUUGUCAUUGUGAUGUGUGUGAAAACUUUAACCUUGAUUCUUAGUACUUGGAAUUGGUCUGCAGGUAUAUUCCUGGGCCUACAGGAUUGCCAAAGCCAAAUAUAGACUAGAUUGUCCAGUGCACUUGUGUCUUGUUCCAUUCUAAACAUUUCUUCUUUCAAGUGUAAAACAAAUCCCCGAGUGUGGGUUAGUGACUGUGCUGCCAUCAACGUACUGGUACUUUCUUCUCCUACUUGUAAGAGUUUGCAGGCAAUAAAAAUCCAUAACCACUUCUGUAUUUAUUAGACUUAUAUAGAUUAAAUGCGGCCCCAAAAAUAUCAGCAGUAUUAUAAACAUCCCAACAAUGUGGCUGUUUUUUUUUAUUGCUUUUUUUUGUCUCAUUCACAAUAGGUAAGGUAUUUACACUGUUUUGCACCUACUAGGCACAUACAUUUGUUAAAAGACUUAGGUACUAUGACAGCAUAUUUCCAUAACAAAGGUAAUGUUGACUACAUACUCACAUAUUGUGUAUUAUUUGUUAACAUUAGCAAUUAAUGAUAACUAAUAAUUAGUAAUAAUAGGAAUGCUAGUAAUGUUAACUAGCAAUUGACACAUUAACAGUUAUUUCCUCAAAGUAUUUUCUUGCAACAGUCUUGAAAGAUAAUAUUAUUAUGCUUUGUAAUUUCUCUAUGAAGUUUUAUUUUCAUAUUUUUUCCUAAAAUAUGUUGGCAUGUUGCUGCAUUCGUUCAUACAUAUGUUUAUAUGAAGUUAAUGGAAAAUAAGUGGAGUUAUCCCUGAAUUUAUGUAAACUGAAGUUCUGAAACUUUGGAAGUAAAACAGUUACUCGGAUCUUUAAAUUCAUUUCCCCAUUGAUGUUAUAAAUAGUUACUAGAUACUCAAACUAGCCUACAAAAACCUAUUUAAUCCAUAGUUAUAGUAUUGUUUUGGUUCGAUUUCUGGGUUUUAUGGAUAAGAAACCCUGUGAUACAAAUAAAAACGAAAGGAGACGUCUUCCUCUUUCCUGGGUUGGAGACUAACUCUAGGACUCUAUUUUUGAACGGCAUCUUGUCUUGGAAUGCUCUCCUCGCCGGUCUCCACCCUCAGGCUGGAUCCCAUCCUUUCUCCGUGCCCUCCCUCAGGUGCCCAACGAUGCUCUCCUAGAUGCUCCCAGCUUGCUGCUUGGUGCACAGCUCAAAUCGCUCUGUGCUUAGAAAUUACUCACCCUUGUUUUUCCUUUAAAUAAAAUGUCUAUUUCCUUGA
Messenger RNA from Artibeus jamaicensis (Jamaican fruit-eating bat), 5741 nucleotides. It is a transcript of the gene CADPS2, whose product is annotated as calcium dependent secretion activator 2. Bases 213 to 4100 code for a protein of 1295 amino acids. Gene Ontology annotation, cellular component: glutamatergic synapse. The transcript is spliced from 29 exons. Gene Ontology annotation, biological process: positive regulation of exocytosis; dense core granule exocytosis; synaptic vesicle exocytosis. The record is from RefSeq and is a predicted model, not a curated record. NCBI's taxonomy places the organism in Eukaryota, Metazoa, Chordata, Mammalia, Chiroptera, Phyllostomidae.